Molecule: messenger RNA, 5473 nt
Organism: Oncorhynchus nerka (sockeye salmon)
Lineage: Eukaryota; Metazoa; Chordata; Actinopteri; Salmoniformes; Salmonidae
Gene: atp7b
Product: ATPase copper transporting beta
Exons: 21
Coding region: 987-5063 (1358 amino acids)
Biological process (GO): copper ion homeostasis; monoatomic cation transport
Cellular component (GO): membrane
Molecular function (GO): copper ion binding; ATP hydrolysis activity; ATP binding
Source: RefSeq, a predicted model, not a curated record
GCUGUUUGUUUAAGAAGAAAAAAAAACAUACAAAAAGAAAGCGCCAGAAAAAACAAAUGUCUAUAAUCUAAGAUAAAUUGUAUUGUGAUGGGACUGCGGAAAAAAAUACAUCGUGUGGUUCCAUGGAAGUAUGAAAACAGAAAUACUUAGUUCCGCGUAACCAACAUAAGUGAUACAAUCCCGAAAGAUCCAUCCUAUAUCUCUCCCACAACUCUCCAGCCUUUACUUGCAGGUUUAUAUCUGGAAUUGAAGGAGCCUUCAGUAGGAGUCAGUCAAAGGCUUCAUUGUGUGGCCUAUAAACCCGAGGAUCUGUUCAAAUCACUGAUGCAUGGCUCGGAGGAGAAUGUUAGGGUGAAUGUGAGCUGUUCGUCAAGGUCUGUGACCUCUGAGUCUUCUAUAUUCUUGGUUUGCUUGGAAUUAAUCCACAUUUUAAACAACUGCCAUGGAAGUCAUGAGAAUUCACCUAUUAUUGGCUUAUUGGUCAUCUAAAAUGGGGAAAUAUUGGGAAAUGUAACUUAGGCUUCGUUUCAUUGAAGAGUAUUGCAUUUUAUUGAAGCUGGUUGCACUGGGUUGAGCAAUGUUUGUUGAUAUGUCAAUAUAGAUUGAAUAGAACCAAUGCCUGCCACAAUUAAUCCAUUAUUGUCAGCCAGGCCAUAGUCACCAAUAUCGAAUUACUGUCACCAAAAGCUGCCAAGGUAAACCUACACCCCCCCUAACUAUGACUAUGUGGACUUUUAUAAUCACACUCUAUCAAACUCUAUUGGUUUAUACUAUAGCUUUCUCUUUCCAUGAAGUCAAGCACUCCAGCAUUCCAGUGAUGUGAGGGUUUAGAGUUGACAUCAUCCAUUACAGACUAAAUUGGAUAACUGUGACUUGUGUCAUGUGGCUCAUCCUGUUCGGGCUGGAGUUGUCCAUUGUUGUCUUUCCUUCAGAUCCGUUCUCUGAAGAAGACUGCAGAAGGCCCCUGAUCCAACUGGAAGUUUACCAUGUAUGGAUCCACAUGGCCCACUAAGUGGAUGAGGAAUUACCUGAACUAUGAGAAGAUGUGUCCCUGUGAGGCCUGGUGUUCCCAGAAGCGGACCUAUGAGAACCUGGCCUACGAGCCUGGGAGUCAGAGUGAGCUCUACCCCCAACCUAAGGCCCUCUCCCGGGCUGUUUUCCAGCUCUCUGGCCUCACCCCCAAGUCCUCCAUCCAGGCCAUCGAGAGCCACAUCGCUAGCCUGAAGGGAGUGGUGUCUGUCAACUUCUCUGUUGGCCUGGCUCAGGUGGACUAUAACGCGUCAUCUAUCUCUACCAGGGAGUUAUCUCUGGAGAUCCAGGCCAUGGGCUACGGCGUCGUGGACGUGGCUGGGGAAGAGGUGACUAAGACCGGGGAGACGGAGGCCACAGAGUCCCUGACGAGGAUCAGGGUGAAGGGUAUGACAUGCCAGUCCUGUGUGCGCUCCAUCGAGGGACGGAUAGGGACUCUGCCUGGGGUUCUGCACAUCAAGGUGUCUCUGAGCGAUCAAGAGGCAGUAGUACAAUUUCAGCCCCACACAGUGACAUCUGAGGAGGUAAAGGAACAGAUUGAGAACAUGGGAUUUGGUGCAACUCUUACGAACAAAGACACGAGUAUAGAUUGUGGUCAAGGGGAGACACCUGUGUCAUCCUCCAUCUUGGAUUCACUGACUCAGACGUCUGUCAUUGGGAUUGUAGGGAUGACCUGUAAUUCAUGUGUCCAGUCCAUAGAGGGCAAGAUCUCUGAGAUGACUGGGGUGUGUUCUAUAGCGGUGUCAUUAAAGGAGGAACAGGGGACCGUCACCUUUGACCCCAGUCUGACUCAGCCAGAGGAACUAAGGGCAGCCAUUGAAGACAUGGGAUUUGAUGCUUCACUCAUAGAAUCUGGUUCUGCAGAAACUCCAACAACCCCUCCCCUUCAAAGACAAAAGACUCCCCUUUCCCCCCACUCCCCCAGAAUGGCUCACAGUAGCUUUGGCUCUACCAAUACUUCCAUUAAUGGUAGCUCUGGCUCUACCAAGACUUCCAUUAACGGUAGCUCUGGCUCUACCAAGAUGGCCACUGCUGGUGAGGAGGGGAAGGUUCAGAAGUGCUUCAUCCGUGUGACAGGCAUGACCUGUGCGUCCUGUGUGGCCAACAUUGAGAGGAACUUAGUCAAACACAGAGGUGUCAUCUCAGUGCUGGUUGCCCUCAUGGCUGGUAAGGCGGAGGUGAAGUAUGACCCUGGUAUUGUUGAUGCCAAGCGGAUAACACAGCUCAUAGAGGGUCUAGGCUUCGGUGCCACACUGAUAGAGGACAAUGCUGUUAUGGAUGGGAAACUGGACCUCUCUGUAACUGGGAUGACAUGUGCGUCAUGUGUCCAUAACAUUGAGUCCAAACUCACCAGGACCAAAGGGAUUCUAGAAGCCUCAGUUGCACUGGCAACCAAUAAAGCCCAGAUAAAGUUUGACCCAGAAGUGCUUGGAGCUCGUGACAUCAUCAGAAUGAUUGAGGGGCUGGGCUUUGGGGCGUCUCUAAUGAAAGCUGAAGGCUUUGGGAACAACCUGGAUCAUGGGGAAGAGAUUCAACAGUGGAAGAACUCGUUCCUGUUCAGUCUGGUGUUUGGGGUGCCAGUGAUGGGCUUGAUGAUCUACAUGAUGGUGAUGGACAGUCAGCACGGGGAACACGGUGGCUCUAUGCCUGAGGAGCAGAACCUUCUCCCAGGCCUCUCCCUCCUCAACCUGGCCUUCUUCCUGCUCUGUACACCUGUCCAGAUCUUCGGGGGUCGUUAUUUCUACAUCCAGGCGUACCGCUCGUUGAGACACCGCACGGCUAACAUGGACGUCCUCAUCGUCCUGGCAACCUCCAUCGCCUACAUCUACUCAGUUGUGGUCCUCAUUGUGGCGAUGGCAGAGAGAGCCAAUCAGAGCCCUGUCACCUUCUUUGACACCCCGCCCAUGCUCUUCGUCUUCAUCGCCCUGGGCCGGUGGCUGGAGCACAUAGCAAAGAGCAAGACAUCUGAAGCACUGGCCAAGCUGAUGUCACUGCAGGCUACUGAUGCCACUGUGGUCACGUUAGGUCCUGACCACUCCAUCCUCAGUGAGGAGCAGGUGUCGGUGGAGCUGGUCCAGAGAGGAGACAUAGUGAAGGUGGUGCCUGGGGGAAAGUUCCCCGUGGACGGGAAGGUGAUCGAGGGAAGCUCCAUGGCAGAUGAGUCCCUCAUCACAGGUGAGCCCAUGCCUGUGAGUAAGAAGCCCGGCAGUUCAGUGAUAGCUGGCUCCAUCAACGCCCACGGAUCUCUACUGGUGCAGGCCACCCACGUAGGAGCAGACACCACCCUCUGUCAGAUAGUCAAACUAGUGGAGGAGGCACAGACAUCCAAGGCCCCCAUCCAGCAGUUUGCAGACAGACUGAGUGGAUACUUUGUACCCUUCAUAGUCAUUGCCUCAGUGCUAACACUGCUGGUCUGGCUGCUGAUCGGCUUUGUCAACUUCCAUGUUGUGAAGGAGUACUUUCCUGGUUACGAUGAGAACAUCCCCAAGACAGAUGUUAUUGUCCGCUUCGCCUUCCAGGCCUCCAUCACAGUCCUGUCCAUCGCCUGCCCCUGCUCUCUGGGCCUGGCGACCCCGACAGCUGUCAUGGUGGGCACGGGGGUCGGAGCCCAGAACGGCAUCCUCAUCAAGGGAGGGGAACCGCUGGAGAUGGCCCACAAGAUCGGUGCAGUGAUGUUUGAUAAGACAGGCACCAUCACUAACGGUGUCCCGCGGGUGACCAGGGUGUUGGUGCUGUGGGAGAGGGCACGGCUACCCCUGCGUAAGGUCCUGGCACUGGUGGGCACAGCGGAGGCCAGCAGUGAACACCCACUGGGGAUGGCUGUGGCCAGGCACUGCAAAGAGGAGCUGGAGACAGAUGUUCUGGGUUCCUGUAAGGACUUCCAGUCGGUGCCAGGCUGUGGGAUCAGCUGUAAGGUGUCUAACAUUGAGGAGGUACUGCUGGAGGGUGACCAGGACUCCUGUCAUACCCAGGUCACACUGCAGGGGGCCACGACUGAUGAGAGCAGCCUGGUCGGCGAUACUGUGUCAGUGUCAGUGUCAGGUGCCUCUGCUAGCCCCUCCUAUUCAGUCCUGAUCGGGAACAGAGAGUGGAUAAGGCGGAACGGGCUUCAUGUAGGAGCUGACGUGGAUGACGCCAUGUCCAGCCAUGAGACCAAGGGCCAGACAGCCAUCCUGGUAGCUAUAGAUGGUGUACUGUGUGCCAUGCUGGCCAUAGCAGACACAGUGAAGACCGAGUCUGCCCUGGCUGUCCAUACUUUACUCAGCAUGGGGAUAGAGGUGGUCAUGAUCACUGGGGACAACAGACGUACUGCUAAGGCUAUAGCCACACAGGUGGGCAUCAGGAAGGUAUUUGCGGAGGUGCUGCCGUCCCACAAGGUGGCCAAGGUGCAGGAGCUGCAGGAGAGGGGUCUGAGGGUGGCCAUGGUGGGUGACGGGGUCAACGACUCGCCCGCCCUCGCCCGCGCCGACGUGGGCAUCGCCAUAGGGACGGGCACAGACGUGGCCAUAGAGGCAGCUGACGUGGUGCUGAUCAGGAAUGAUCUGUUAGACGUGGUGGCCUGUAUUGAGCUGUCCAAGAAGACUGUUCAGAGGAUACGCAUCAACUUUGUCUUCGCUCUCAUCUACAACCUGGUAGGGAUUCCCAUCGCCGCAGGUGUGUUUCUGCCCGCUGGUCUGGUCCUACAGCCAUGGAUGGGUUCAGCAGCUAUGGCAGCUUCCUCUGUGUCUGUGGUCAUCUCUUCCCUGCUGUUGAAACUGUAUAAAAAGACGUCAAUCGAGACGUAUGAGUUCCGGGCCCAGGGGAACAUGAAGAGCCUGAGCCCCAGCCAGGUGAGCACCCACGUGGGUCUGGACGACCGGCGACGCACCCCUCCCUCCCUCCGCGGCGCCUGGGAGCGCCUGAGCCAGGGCAGCCUCCUCUCCCUGCCCAUCUCCCGCUCCAGCCAGCCGGCCAGCCGAGGUCCAUCCACCCCCUCUCUCCAGGACCGCUGCUCCCUGCUGGACCACGAGAAGGAAGUGGGCCUCGUAGUGUAGCAAGGUGCCAGGUAGAGGACAUUCUGUCGAAAGGGAAACUGCCUGUCCUAUGGAAACCAUCUGAUGGAAAAGUCCAAGGGAAACUGUCCACAUUCCUUAGUCUCAUCCUCUUCAUGUCAAUUAGAUGUAUUUUAAUAUUUGACUGAACCAUAACUGAGAAAUAAAUCAAUACCUAGAAGUUAAUCAUUCACAAAGUUACUUUCUUUAAAUCUUUCAAGACACUUUUUAUCACAAGCGGUUAAACAAUAUGGCUCUUCAGUUUACAUUAUGAGGAAAUGUUAUUCAUUGUGAACUUUUUUUAGGGGGAUUGUCAUGUGUGGUUUGCCCACCUAUUGUCUGUUUUGAGUGUGUUCUAAUGAUUCAUUUGUCUCCUUUGUCCCUGUAGUCCAAAUAUAUUUCAGUAAAAUCCA